Messenger RNA from Daucus carota subsp. sativus, 1032 nucleotides. RefSeq lists its product as uncharacterized. The record is from RefSeq and is a predicted model, not a curated record. The coding region runs from base 1 to 1032 and encodes 343 amino acids. The transcript has 6 exons. NCBI's taxonomy places the organism in Eukaryota, Viridiplantae, Streptophyta, Magnoliopsida, Apiales, Apiaceae.
AUGGCCCAAACAAAUAUCCGAGCAGCAUUACAAACAGGAGCAGAUGGUCAGAGGAUCCAAGUGCGUGUUGGUCGUGUCUGGGAGGCAACAAACAGAAAGAACGGGACUGUGCUUCACACAAACGUAAUCUUGAUGGAUGAUCAGGGCGAUCACAUCUUAGUAAUAGUACGCAACAACCAGAAAAACUUAUUCCUGCCUAAGCUGAAGGAAAACGGUGUCUGCAACAUCACAAAUUUCAAGAUCGUACCGGGCCCAUUGACUUACAAAAGUGUUGAUAAAGACAUGGCAAUCAACUUUUUCUAUAAGACCAGCAUUGAACAGGUUGAAAACAACGAUGCCAUUCCGAACUAUAUAUUUGAGCUACAGCCCUUUGACAGAGUGCGAGCCCGGGUGGGACGCGUCAACAACUUAAUAGAUGUCAUUGGCAUGGUGACCAGCAUCGGGCGACUGGAAAAAAGAACCAAUGGGUCGGAAAAGAUAGAUGUUGCUCUCCUUGACAACAAAAAUCAGAAGAUGAUAGUGACGUUAUGGGACGAAAAGGCAUAUCAGUUUCAUGCAGGCAUAGAGGUUGGGAGCCAAUCAGCAAUGUUUGUUGCAAUCACUGGACUGUUAGCAAAACAAUUCUCAGGCACCAACAAGCGUCCAGUUCGUGCUGACGACAAAGAUACUCAGCAGCUGGCCAUCAAAGAUGUCCUGGAACUGCAAAUUCCACCAGGCAAAGAUGUAAGUACAAAAGCUUCUAUAUUAUUAGCCGCUGAAAAAAUUACACAACAGAGACUCAAUGCUGCACAACUUAAAUGGCUCUCGCUUGCAUCUAUACAGCAGGGCUCCGACAUUGAGCGAAUCCCCGCAGCUGUUAACAACAUCGUCGGAAAGGUGUGUGCUUUCCAGAUCAAAAUCACAAAAUACAACAUAACACACGGCUGCGAGGAGUAUACUGUCGCCCGCGUAUCCGAGAGCUCAUCCGCAACACCAUCAACCUCUGGCACUGUGGAAUCUGGCAACAAGGCCAAGCGCCUUAGAAUGGAAUGA